AAUACUCCUCGAUUGUGUAGCCAGUCGAUUCGUAUUAUAGGAACCUUAAAUAUUGGCCACGCGGCAGAGUCAGGUGGCAUUUUGACUUGCUUCCUCCAUUGGCGCUGCCGACUUGAUAUAACGCCCAAUUCUCACUUUACUCGCGUAUCUACACUCUCUCGUUUCCAAAUAUUUAGUCGACUUUGGAUACUAGAUAAUAAAGUGCCUGGUUUCGUUACUACCUAGCUGCUACCAUGUCUAACCCUCAAGGAGACGACGGUCCACCGUUAUUACGGCCCAUUCCUCGCCGACCUUUCAACCUAAUUCCCAGAGAGCCGACACCCCCGAACGACGACUUGCCCGCCCCUAUACCCUCCGCCGGUUCGGGACACGUCCCAUUAUUAAACCUUGAGUCGCUUAACUCUCGACUACUCAGCAUGAGGAACACAGGCUUCACCUCCGAAUCUACCACAAUUAGCCGCACGGAUUCCGCACUUAACCUAACGGGCUCGACGUUAGCGGGCAUCUACUCGCCUUCCAUAUGGGGGAAGGAUAAAUUCUAUAUGGGACCCGACGAGCCGGGUACGCCCUGGGGAACAGGCGCUGAGACGCCCGCGAAAAACCUAAGCAUGGACGAGCCGAACUACGAAAUACAGAAGGAGAGAGCCCAACCGGCGCGGAGGCAGUCCUCUUUACGCCCAGUAGUACGCCCGCAGCCGCUAUCUACCUUACAACGCGUAUUCUAUCACGGCUCGCGCAGCCUGCUCCUGACCGGUCUAGGUGUUCUCUAUGGGAUACUGGCUGUUCAGUUGCGAGAUAGGCAAAUAGCUGCAGGCGCGCUUGAAGCGCAUAACCUGCUCCGGAGUAGUGAUGGAAGUUACGAUUGGAGGUAUAUGGCAUUCUCGGGCGUAUGUGGAAUCGUAAUGGGUAGUUUACUACCCUGGUUUGACGGCGUCUGGGAACGAAUCUUCGGAAGUGACGAUGUCGUGGUUGAAUCCCCAGUAGAGCAAAGUGUAGAAGAUGAAGCAAUUAAAGAGCCUGCCUCUUUCACGGACUGGGCGCUUGCGAUUAGAGGCAUUGGUGCUUUUGUCGGCAUCGCCUUUGCUAUCAGAAAACUUCCAUGGAGCUCAACUCUUCAAGUUUCGCUCGCGUUUGCUCUCGUGAACCCGGUACUCUGGUAUAUACUGGACCGAUCCAUGUCCGGUCUAGUGCUGUCGAUCUCCGUAGGACUAGCCGGGUCUGCGAUGUUACUGGGACUGAGGCCGGAGGUAGUACCGUCGCCGGCAGCUCCGUCGACACCUGCUUACGAGGCGUACGGCCCCGAGUACGGUAAUGCGACGAACGGCAAUGCUACCGAUUUUGAUCAGCAGCAACAGCUGGCGACAGUCGGCGGGGUGAGUCAGGAGACUAUUGCUAUGGGCAUUUGGUUGUGGAGCGUCCUAUUCUGCUGCAGCAUAUGUUUUGGCAACAUUGGACGUUGGCUCGCGAUCAGACGUGGUGCCACAACGAAAGGACGAUGGGCUCAGCGGCAAUAAUGGCUGACGAAAAGAUGGUAGAUAUAGUUGAGAGAUAUUACUCAUAUUACCUUAUCUAGCAACUGGCAAGCGGUAAUAAGGUACAGCUACAAAAAGAAAGAACAGA
Messenger RNA from Daldinia decipiens, 1620 nucleotides. RefSeq names its product insulin-induced protein-domain-containing protein. The transcript has 2 exons. Bases 234 to 1514 code for a protein of 426 amino acids. Lineage: Eukaryota; Fungi; Ascomycota; Sordariomycetes; Xylariales; Hypoxylaceae. Gene Ontology annotation, cellular component: endoplasmic reticulum. Gene Ontology annotation, biological process: sterol biosynthetic process. The record is from RefSeq and is a predicted model, not a curated record.